This is a messenger RNA of Anastrepha ludens (Mexican fruit fly), 2170 nucleotides long. Its product is annotated as transcription factor grauzone. Gene Ontology annotation, cellular component: nucleus. Lineage: Eukaryota; Metazoa; Arthropoda; Insecta; Diptera; Tephritidae. Bases 154 to 2154 code for a protein of 666 amino acids. Gene Ontology annotation, molecular function: zinc ion binding. The transcript is spliced from 6 exons. The record is from RefSeq and is a predicted model, not a curated record.
UUAAGCUUAAGCACUCAUAUCACGUAGCAAUGCAUUUAUAUAGUAUUUUGUGAUUUUUUGUUUACUACUGCUGUGAAACUUCCACUUGUUUAUUUAUUAGUUGCCAAUGUUUUAUUUUUCAAUGCGUUGUGAAUAUAUUCAUACAAAAAAAUAAUGAUUUGUCGAUUGUGUCUAAAAGAUAUUACCGAGGUAAUAAACAUUUUCGACGAAAUAGGCACUGAAUUAAAUGUGGCCGCUGUGCUGGCUAAACACUUUUGGUUCGAGCCAAGAAGCGACGACCCCAUAUCAACAGCAAUAUGCAAUUCCUGUUGGAUUAGCGUAUCCAACUUCAAUGAGUUUUACUUAGGUGUGGAAGAGGCUCAUCGUCUACUAACCGAACGAUUUUUAUUGAAGAGUGAUGUUGCACCAAGGGGCCGUAAGCAACAUAGUUAUUCGGUUAGUGACGAGAAGGUAGUCGAUGAAUGGUUACAAACAAGCUUAUCAACCACACUAUCCAAAACUGAGAGUGGUGGAGAAAAAGAGAAAAUAGUAGACGAUUCAUUCGAAACCCCUAACCAAAAUAAGUCGACUACCGAUGAGGAAAACCACGAGGAACCGAAGUUGCUUAAGAACGAACUGUUAUGGAACGAUGAUGAACGCUCUAUUUACAGUGAAUCUUUUAUAGAAGAUGUGAUGGGUCUUGUUGAAGAAAGCGAAGAUGCACUUGCUUUGCCACCUGAAAAAAAGCUGCGGGUCACUCGCUCGAAUACAAAAAAGAACUCGGAGCACAACAAAAGCAGUUCAAAUAUUGAUGCACCAAUAAAUCCCGAUGAGGAGAAAAAAGCAGAAACUGAAAAUUCUAUAGGAAAUAAGAAACGACGCGGACGGCCACCGAAACUUAGAUCUGAAACCACUGACGAUGAGUCGCCGAAAAAAGAAAAGUCAAAAUCAAAGAAGAAUUCAAACGAAGGAGAUGAUUCCCAACAAGAAAGUUACGAGGAACGAAUGCGACAAAUCGAUGAAAAAAUUGCGCAAUGCAUUCGCUUAAUUUGUGACAUCUGUGCAUCCGAGCAGCCGACCUUUUCCCAAUUGCGCAAGCAUAUGGAAAAAAUGCACCAGUGUAAAGGAUAUGCAACUUGUUGCAAUAAAAAGUUCAACAAACGCGCACUGCUGGUGGGGCAUAUUGAAAAACAUAUAAAUCCGGAUUGUUACAGAUGUGAGUCGUGUGACAAAACAUUUGCGGACAAACAAUGCAUGCGGAAUCAUUUCUUGAUCAAACACCAGCCUGAAGAAGAAAAGCAAUACCAAUGUGAGCAUUGCCCCAAGCGAUUUGCGCGCCCCUAUAUCCUCGAACAACACCGCCUUAUUCAUGAAGAACGUAAACACAUCUGUGAAGUCUGCAAUAGGGGGUUUGCCUCAUACAACUGGCUCGGCACACAUAUGAAGACAAUGCACUCGGGCUAUGGGGCCACUAUGUGUGAUGUUUGUGCGAAGGUUAUACGAGGCCGCACAGCCUUUGCGCGCCACCAAUUAGAACACUCCGGCAUUGUAUUGCCAAAGGUCCAAUGCGAUAAAUGCGGGUCCUGGCAUAAAGAUAAGUACAGUUUGCAAAAACAUAAACGACGUCAUAACGAUGACGGAACAGUGCACGUUUGUAGUAUUUGUGGUAAGGUGGCACCAAAUCGUAGUGCUCUCCUCAGCCAUCAGCGGUAUGUACAUAAAUCUGCGCGCGCAUUCGAGUGCAGUGUUUGCAAGAAGGCUUUUAAGAAAGCCAUCACUUUGAAGGAACAUAUGACCAUGCACACUGGCGAGGUUUUGUACAGUUGUCCGCACUGCCCAAAAACUUUUAAUUCCAAUGCGAAUAUGCAUUCGCAUCGCAAAAAAAUGCACCCAAAAGAGUUUGAAGAGACGCGCAAACAGCGACGCGAAAACGCCGCCAAACCUGUUAUUCCUGCUGAUGGGAAAGAGGAUGCAACAGACUCUAAAACGGAAGAAAAGCAAUACAAAUCAAAUUUAGAUAACAGCAGUGAUGAUUCCUUGCCGCAAGUGAUUCUUAUUAAAUCAGACGAUGGACGCGAAACACACAAUAUAUUGGUGACAACUGAGGAGGGUUUCAGUGACAACGACGAGGAUGGGAAUACUAAUGAAAACAGUAUAGUUUUUACCAUUAAUUAAAAUAUAUUAUUAGCGU